Messenger RNA from Eruca vesicaria subsp. sativa (arugula), 561 nucleotides. Lineage: Eukaryota; Viridiplantae; Streptophyta; Magnoliopsida; Brassicales; Brassicaceae. The record is from the annotation of a GenBank genome assembly.
AUGUAUGGUGAUGAUAACCUAAGAUUAUUUGUUUACUGGACGGCUAAUGGAUACCAAGGGACAGGGUGCUACAACACCGCUUGCUCAGGUUUCGUUCAAAGGAGCAAUCUUAUCGCUGUUGGUGGAGCCUUCACUACCGUUUCCCAAUACGACGGAGAUCAAUACGAGCUCUCGAUACUUAUAUGGAAGGACGGCGAGAACUGGUGGCUACAGGUCGGUGAAGAGCUUGUAGGGUACUGGCCUGGCCAGUUAUUCAAUUCUCUAGGAAAUGGAGCUACGCUAGUUCAAUGGGGAGGCGAAAUUGUUAACGCGGAGACUGAUGGGAGACACACUGCUACUGACAUGGGAAGUGGGCACUUUGCAGAUGAAGGUUAUAAGAAAGCGAGUUAUUUCAGGAAUCUUAUGACAAUUGAUGAAACCAAUACUUUGAGAGAACCUCAAGGAGUUUCCCCCUUGACUGGUCAUGAUAACUGUUACAACAUUAAGGCAGGAGAUGGUGGAACUUCCUGGGGGGUUAAUUUCUUCUAUGGUGGUCCUGGCCAGAACGAGAGAUGCCCUUGA